Molecule: messenger RNA, 2455 nt
Organism: Beta vulgaris subsp. vulgaris (sugar beet)
Lineage: Eukaryota; Viridiplantae; Streptophyta; Magnoliopsida; Caryophyllales; Amaranthaceae
Exons: 5
Coding region: 796-2196 (466 amino acids)
Cellular component (GO): NuA4 histone acetyltransferase complex
Molecular function (GO): protein binding
Source: RefSeq, a predicted model, not a curated record
UAAAAAAAGUUAAUUUAUGUCCAAAAUUUACUUGGAUCAUGUAUUCAACUAUUCACAUUAUAGAACAAGGGAGUAUGUUUUUCCUUCUUUAAAAAAAAAUAAAAAAUGAAGGAUUCAAGUAUAGUCACUAGAAUGAUAUAAUUAAUCCACUUCCUCCAUUUAUGUCUCUCCAUCAUCCACAUUCUCUGACAUUCUCCCUCUACGGCCUACGCCCCUUUUUUUCUUUCUUUAAAUUUUCAAAAUCAAAUUUGAAAAAGUAGUAUUAUUGUAAUAGAAUCUGUCAACCCCUUGUCUUACGCUCACAGAAUUCUUUCCCCAUUUUCUUUUUUAUUAUUAGCCAUCUAACCGACUAACACAUAAAAACAACAUCUUAAAAAAACCCAAAAAUAGGCAACCAAAAAAAAAAAAAAAAUAUUUCCAUUGAAAUGGAAAGGUGACCGGUAUUUUCAAUACCAGUAAACCGGAAAACCGCUUUCAUUUUAGCCUGAAAACCGCGUUUUCUUCAUCCUUUAUUAAAAAAAAAAAGGAAAAGAAAAAAAAUUGAAUCUUUUACUUUGUUUAAGCCCUUGAUUCCCGUCAAAAGAAAAAAGCCCUUUUUGGUUUCUGGGUCUCUGAAAUCUGGUUAAAGUUUUGAUUUUUUGAUCCGGGUAUUUAGAAUUUUAGAGGAAGGAGGUAGUGGUAGAUGCUAAAGUGCGCCGGGGUUGCGUAGGGUAAUGGUGGAGGAAGAAGGAGGAGAUGAUAUAGUAAGGUGGGGUACAUGGGAAGAGCUUAUCUUAUGUGGGUCUGUUCUUAGACAUGGUUCUCACAAUUGGGAUGCUGUUGCUUUGGAGCUCCAAACCCGGACCCUUUACCCGUACCAUUUCACCCCUCAGGUGUGCAAAGCCAAGUAUGAAAUGUUGCAAGAGGGUUAUUCUGACUGCUCGUAAGUAUAAUGCUUACUGCCACUGCUUUAUUUGGUUCAGUGCUUGGUUUGAAGAGUUGCGGAAAAAGCGUGUAAAUGAAUUACGUAUAGAAUUGGAGAAAUCAGAGGAAUCAAUUGGUUCUUUGGAAACAAAACUUGAAACCCUGAAAUCUGAGAAAGCAGUGUGCAGUUAUCCUGAUUAUGGUUGCAGUGCAGCUGAAUCUGCUCAAGCACUAUGUAAAUUAGGAGGAAAUGAAUCUGCAGAAAAAGAGGCAUCUCGGGAUGGAUUAUCUGCUGGUAGCUUCACUCAGGAAACCCAGACAACUUGGUUACAACAAUGCCAAGCUGCUGCUACUGAAGCAUCAGUGGAAGAGUGUGAAAGAAAGCCUUUGGAUUUGGGACCUUCUAUAAGGCUAGAGAAGUUUCCAAGUAUAGAAAAGUUAGCUGAGACCAUGCGCUCAGAACAUGGCGUGAAUAUCAGGAGGAGAAGGGGGAAGAGGAAAAGAAAGGAUUUGAACAAGGAAGGUAAAGAAGGAAGUGUUGGAGAGAAUAAUCUGAUGUGUUCACCAGAUAGUGUGAUGACAACCACCUCACAAGUUGAGGAAAAAGUGAUCAGUGGCUAUGUCCAGCCUGAAACAUCUCCUGACGCAAAUGAUCAGAAUCCCUCUACAAGUAAACAGCAAACAGAUGAUUUCAUUAAAAUCUUUGAUUCUAUUAUGGAGAACGAACAUGCAUCUGUUUUCAGGCGUCGACUCGAUAGCCAGAAGAGAGCUAGAUAUAAGAGGAUAAUAAGGCAGCACAUGGACCUUGACACAAUAAGAUUAAGAAUUGCUAACAAAUGCAUCUCAUCAACACUGGAACUACUACGAGACUUGCUGCUUCUUGCCAAUAAUGCACUUGUUUUCUACUCCAAGUGUACAAGAGAAUACAAAUGUGCAUUAGUAUUUAGAGAUCUUGUUACUAAGGUCUUACACCAACAUUACAAAACAAAGGUUGCCCCUGAAGAAACCCCAAAAGCUCCAAUGCAGAAACCACCGGCAAAACCCAGAAGUGCUCGGCCCUUCAACUGUAAGUUUCACAAGAAGACAGUAAAUGCUCCCGGUUGUGUGACUGAUGCACAUAAAGUGUAUAGUCAUCCUCCAAACGUUGUGUGCUCACCAUCCUCGGCAGAAUCAUUUGCUUUAACAAAGAAAGCUCAAGGGAAACGCGGGAAAGUUGCACGAGUAAAACGGGGUAAUGCUGGUAUACAAGCUGAAACUCCUAUGAAGGUGAGAAAGAAAGCUAGAGUUAAGUAGAAGAGCUGUAAAAUUAGUAGGGAUAUAGUUUUUCUCCCCCACUCUUCCAAACUCCCAUCUCCCUUCUCCUCUGCGCCCUAACUCUCCUUUUUGUAUCUAGACUAGAGGUCUCUCCUUUUGUAGUUUAAGGAAUUAAAGUUGUACAGCCUCAUCAUGAGAGUAAUGGCUAAAACAAAUUCUUACCUGCGACGUGCUACCACCAUUAUUUGAUAAUGUAUUGUGGAUUAUCAAUUAGCAUAAACGUGUACCAAAUUUGACA